GCCUCGCCGGGACAGCCGUUGGCGGUGUCGCAGGCUCCGCGGGGAGGGUCGCGGGCUCGUCAGUUCUCGGUGGACGCGGCCGGCCGGCGGAGCACGAUGGCGACCACCGUCAGCACGCAGCGCGGGCCGGUGUACCUCGGCGAGCUCCCACAGGACUUCCUCCGCAUCGCGCCCACGCAGCAGCAGCAGCAGGUGCAGCUGGACGCGCAGGCGGCCCAGCAGCUGCAGUACGGAGGGGCAGUGGGCACGGUGGACCGCCUCAACAUCACCGUGGUGCAGGCCAAGCUGGCGAAGAACUACGGCAUGACCCGCAUGGACCCCUACUGCCGGCUGCGCCUGGGCUACGCGGUGUACGAGACACCCACGGCCCACAACGGCGCCAAGAACCCGCGCUGGAACAAGGUCAUCCACUGCACCGUGCCCCCCGGCGUGGACUCCUUCUACCUGGAGAUCUUUGACGAGCGCGCCUUCUCCAUGGACGACCGCAUCGCCUGGACGCACAUCACCAUCUCGGAGGCGCUGCGGCAGGGCGAGGUGGAGGACAAGUGGCACUGCCUCAGCGGGCGGCAGGGCGACGACAAGGAGGGCAUGAUCAACCUGGUCAUGUCCUACUCGUCGGUGCCGGCCACCAUGGUGAUGCCGCCGCAGCCUGUGGUGCUGAUGCCCACCGUGUACCAGCAGGGCGUCGGCUACGUGCCGCUCACAGGAGUGCCCGCGGUGUGCGGCCCCGGCGUGGUGCCCGUGGCCCUGCCCCCGGCCGCCAUGAGCGCCGCGCCCCGCUGGAGCGAGGAGGACCUGCGGGCCGUGCAGGACAUGUUCCCCAACAUGGACCGCGAGGUGGUCCGCUCCGUGCUGGAGGCCCAGAGGGGGAACAAGGAUGCCGCCGUCAACUCGCUGCUCCAGAUGGGCGAGGAGUCCUAGACCCCGCCCCCGCCCCGCCCCACCCCCCCCCCCCCGCCCGCCCGCCCGCCCCCCGGGCUCGCGCACCCAGGGUUCCCCACGAGAUUCCUGUCGCGAGCCCUGUGCAGCCCUGGCCUUGGAUGACCGCGUCGCUCAAGUCCACGCCCCAUCGGGGACGCACGUGGGGUUUUGGCUCCUGACGGGCACUUGGGACUGCCCGCCGGGGUGGGCCUGCGGGUGGCCUCCCUCCCUCCCUCCUUCCCUUCCUCCCUCCGCGUUGCCUGUGCGCCUGGCUGCUCACCGGUCCCGGCUGGUGUGGUGUCAGGCCAGGGCUGUCCUGAGCUCAGAGGUCCCUUCUGUCCUUCCUCGGGGCUGCACCGCCUGCCCCGGUUUGCCUGUGCACCGGAAGCCACAGCGGGGGCGAGGAACAGUGGGCGGGGCACUCUGCUGAGCGAGGGGGGUGGGGCCUGCUGGCGCUCUGCCCACGCUGGUUCCGGGAACACUGCUGUCUGGGGAGCUCGGCCCGGUGGGGGGGCAGGGUCUGCGAGGUGCCCGCUCGGGCGUGAGGUGCGUGCGACAGCCCGCACCCUGGCCCUGCUGCAGCCGCGGACACAGGGCAGGGACCUGUGGGUGGGUGACACCUGGGAUAUUUGAGGGGUUUCCCAGGGACGACGCACUUUAACCCACACCCAUGAG
Molecule: messenger RNA, 1596 nt
Organism: Phyllostomus discolor (pale spear-nosed bat)
Lineage: Eukaryota; Metazoa; Chordata; Mammalia; Chiroptera; Phyllostomidae
Gene: TOLLIP
Product: toll interacting protein
Exons: 6
Coding region: 97-921 (274 amino acids)
Biological process (GO): ubiquitin-dependent protein catabolic process
Cellular component (GO): cytoplasm
Molecular function (GO): ubiquitin conjugating enzyme binding; ubiquitin binding
Source: RefSeq, a predicted model, not a curated record